CGCGGGGCCCAGGUAGGGAGCGAAGCCCGCGCUGAAUCGGAGUUCCUCUACCCGGCAACAGAGGGGACUCUGGACAGAGACGUGACACCCACCUGCCUCUGGGCUUGGGCCUUUCUAAGACGUCUCCGCUGCAGCUGUCCACCCAGGAUGCCUCCUGAGCGCCUGGGACCAGCCCUGGAGAGUCCGGUGAUGGAUGAGCUCUUCGUGCAGCGCACCAUGGCCCAGUCCAAGGCGAAUGGCUCGCACUACGCGCUGACGGCCAUCGGCCUGGGCAUGCUGGUCCUGGGCGUCAUCAUGGCCAUGUGGAACCUGGUGCCCGGGUUCAGCGCCACGGAGAAGCCAGCGGCGCCGGCCAACAAGACGGAGGUCGGCAGCGGCAUCCUGAAGAGCAAGACCUUCUCCGUGGCCUACGUGCUGGUCGGGGCCGGGCUGAUGCUGCUCCUGCUCUCCCUCUGCCUGAGCAUCCGGGACAGGCACCGGCAGCGGCAGGGCGAGCAGCGAGCGCGCAGCCAGCUCCCGCCCGGUGCCGGGCCACCCGUCCCCGAGGAAGACAGCCAGGAGGAAGAGGAGGAGGAGGAGGCCUCCUCCCGGUACUACGUCCCCAGUUACGAGGAGGUGAUGAACACAAACUACUCGGAAGAGAGGGAGCUGGGCCAGAACCCCAGAAUGAGCAUCUCCCUCCCCUCCUACGAGUCCCUGACGGGCCUGGACGAGGCGGCGCCCACGAGCACCAGGGCCGAUGUGGAAACCAGCCCCGGGAACCCACCCGACAGACAGAACUCUAGGUUGGCCAAGCGCCUGAAGCCUCUGAAAGUUCGGAGGAUUAAAUCCGAGAAACUCCACCUCAAAGACUUCCGGAUCAACCUCCCGGACAAGAACGCGCCCCCUCCCUCCAUCGAGCCCCUGACGCCCCCUCCCCAGUACGAGGAGGCGCAGGAUAAGGCCCCGGACGCCCGGCCACCUGACUGAGUGGCUCUCCCCGGCGUGUGGCCUCCGGUCCACUCCCACCUCCAGCACCACAGGUUCCACUCAGGCCAUGUCGGCAGAGCCAUGGGCCAGGUGCACACGGAGCUCUCUGGGUGGGUGUGGGUGGCGUGGGGGCGGGUUCUGCCUGUGUGAGGGACCCCACGGUUCUGUAGGGCCUUAGGUAGCGGGAGCACUGUUUCCUGGAUCCCCUCAGAAGGCCUGUCCUCGCUGUGUCCUCCUCAUCCCUCCUCAGCUCAGAAUUGUCAACGGGAUCGGGACACAGCGGAAGGGAGGGUCACCCGUCAGCAGGUUUUGAUCCCCUGGGAUCAUGUUUCAGAAGAAAGUGAGUCAUGCCUUUGCUUUCUUCCCUGGAAUCUCUAGCUGGGCCAGGAAGAUGACUCAGGUGACUUACAGACAGGAUGCAGACCUGGGGCAUCUUGUGAAUGAAGGGAGACAGGAGGCGCCGUGACUGAGGGGUGAGGCCCGGACGAGAUGGUGCCGGCACCUUGGGGCCCGGUGAACUUCACAGGAGGAAGAAGACAGUCGCCCUCACUGGCACACAUCAAGCCUCUCCCCCCAGUGGGAUGGCAGAGAAGGAAGACCACCCGAGACAUUCCAAUAUGCAGUGCCAACUGAGCUUUUUGUAAUAAAAGGUUUUAUAUGUA
Messenger RNA from Echinops telfairi (small Madagascar hedgehog), 1631 nucleotides. RefSeq names its product transmembrane protein 51 (gene TMEM51). Bases 148 to 969 code for a protein of 273 amino acids. Lineage: Eukaryota; Metazoa; Chordata; Mammalia; Afrosoricida; Tenrecidae. The record is from RefSeq and is a predicted model, not a curated record. The transcript has 4 exons.